UACUACAUUGAAACAAGCGCCGCAGGCGAAAAUUCGGAAUAAAAAAUCGCGCGAUUUUUUAUUCCAAAUUUUCAUUAUAUUUUCAGUAUAAUAUAUUACAUCGAAACAAGCGCCGCAGUAUAUAAGGCCUACCAUUUUGAUUCGUUGGGUUAUUACUAUCUUCCUUUUGUGCUUAUUUUCUUCGUCGUUUGACAGUUCAUAUUCAGUAAUUUUGCUUUCAUUUCAAGGAACAAUAUAACACGUAAUUGAAAGCUGUUUUAUUUAUUAAAUUGUCAAUAUGGAUGUAGACAUGCCAGCAGCCCCGACACCAACCACUCGUUCGGCUGUCAAUGUGUCACGCCAAGCGGCUGCCCCAGUUGCGGCUGCCCCAGUUGCAGCGCCCCGAACAACCACACCAACGGCGCCUCGGAAUGGAAGGGUAGCAUUGCCGCCAACACCCGCGCUUGUCGUCGACCCACAACGCCGUAGAUGUCCCCUAUGCCGUCGACCCCACCGGCUGCCACAAUGCGUCAUCUUUAAGGGGUUACCGCCUCAACAACACCAGUUGGUCGUGCAGGCGCACGGCCAUUGUCUGAAUUGCCUGACGCCGGUCCACCAAACACACGAGUGUACGUCGGGCAAUCUGUGCCAAAUGUGUAUGCGCCCGCAUCACACUAUGUUGCACCGUACACCUCGGAAUGGCACCAGCCAACCUCCUGCCGGCCGCAACCGCGGCGCAGUACAACGACCGCCAUUAAGCCGGGAUGCACGGCCCCGUCGAACUAUAGGGCCAUCAUCAUCCCGUGCCCGGCGUCCACAUAAUGGGGCGUCCACACGACGCCAGCAACAACGACCGCGUCCGCGCCGCACCUCAGGCCUCAGCAGCGUCGUAGCCACUCUGCAGCAGCUUCAGAGGAUUCUAGGCUGAAAUAUUCGCCUAGGGGGGCCGGGAUGGCUAAAUGAGCCUUAGUCGCCUGCCCCACACCACACCUACACUCAUCUCUAACACGCACACUCACCACACUCGCCUCGACAUCACCACACUCCACAUCAACACCACCCACACGCAAGAGGAUCCACACACUCAAACACACACCACACCACUCCACAUAAAAAGGGUCAGGCUAUUCAGCAAUCAGUUCUGAUUCGACCGCCUGUGAGUCCACGCCGUUUUCCGCCACCGCCACGCAGCGCCCCAUCGCCCGAGGUUUAAGUUUGUUCGCGAAGUGAAGUUACAUACAUAUAUUAAUUGAAAAAAAUAAGGUUACACACAUACAAUAAAGUUAUACAUAUAUUAAUUGGAAAUUGUAAAAAGUUAUUCGCACACUAAGUGCAUUUUAAAAGCAACAUAUAAAAGCAGUUGUCAAAUAUACAAGUGGUGCAUCCCGAAAGUUUUCCCUUUUUUAUUUUUUCAAACAUACAACGUACACCAGUGGUAAGUGAAAAGGGCAUUGACCCCAACAUAUGAUUUCAUAUUGGGUGGCUAGACGGAACAGACUGGGACGAACAAGUGAAACCUCUUCGCUUAGAGAAGUGGUCCCGGUUUGCUAAUAAUCUAAAAGACAUCUCGCAAGAUCCCUCUAAUUUCAUAGUCCUAAAUCUAGGGCUAAGGAGUACCCAUUCUGGCCACAUCUGAGCCAGGCAUGGAGUAAGUAUCCUUUAUAAGCCGAGGCAAAUUCUAAAUAACCGGUAUACCAUACCGAUGAAAUAAGAAAUUUAAAUAACCGCUAGUAAAAUAAAUAAAAGCAAAAAUUUUUUCUAUAAUAAUAAGUCUUCAAAACACGCAAACGGAAAUUACUACCUAAAGCACCACUACUUACAUAAAAUACAAAUGUAUACUAAAACCAAAAUCGCUUCUUACAGCUUAUAUUCUGCAACCUCGGCUACUUCGCCAACAGUAAGCAAAUUACAUGUAUCACCUUACACAAAAUACUAGGCAAAUAUUCGCCUAGGGGGCCCAGGAUGUUUAAAUGAGUUAAGCAUCACCCCACUUUAACCGGAAAAACUAGCACACACUAAUACUUGACGACACCACACUCGCACACAAGACAACUCACCACACUUGCACAUCCACCCACUCAGCAUAAAGGAUGGUCUCCUAAGCAGAUUCAAAACAUUCGUGCCAGCAAUUCGUCACAUACAGUUCGCACAUCUACAUUCGUUCUUGGAACAUUCGCAUAUACGCUGCGCCGCGAUAGCACCUCACGCUCCUCUACGGGUAUCCAAUCCACCAAACCUGUGCGCGUUAAUUCGAGUCGUCCACGAUACCUCAAGUCUCCAUCAGCAGCCACCGGGCUGUAUUCGUUAUAUAUACCAUAAAUUAAUUGUUAAAUAAUUUGUUAUAAAAAAAAAAUAAAUUCUAAUAUAAUCUAUCUGAGA
Messenger RNA from Bactrocera dorsalis (oriental fruit fly), 2358 nucleotides. RefSeq lists its product as uncharacterized. NCBI's taxonomy places the organism in Eukaryota, Metazoa, Arthropoda, Insecta, Diptera, Tephritidae. Bases 278 to 907 code for a protein of 209 amino acids. The record is from RefSeq and is a predicted model, not a curated record. The transcript is spliced from 2 exons.